This is a messenger RNA of Camellia sinensis, 609 nucleotides long. RefSeq lists its product as uncharacterized. Lineage: Eukaryota; Viridiplantae; Streptophyta; Magnoliopsida; Ericales; Theaceae. The record is from RefSeq and is a predicted model, not a curated record.
AUGGGCCAUUUGGUAAAGGACUGUCCUCAGAGAAAUCAACAAAAUGGAAAUAGGGCUACUGCAAGUUCAACAUGGUCUACACCAGCUCCCAGCACCAAGUCAGCUGUCAAGCCUGUUAACAAUAAAGACACCGCGAGACAGGGGAGGGUGUUUGCAUUGGUUCCGGGAGAUGUGCAAAAUGCUGCAACAGUGGUGUUAGGUACAUUUAUUGUUCACGGUCAUUUUGCCCAUGUAUUGUUUGAUUCUGGCUCCACCCAUUCCUUUGUGUUAAAACAAUUUGCUCAAAAUUUAGAUAGAUCUGAGUUAUCUUAUAUUUUAUGUGUGUCUUCACCUUUGGGAGACACUAUGGUUUGCACUUCUGUUUAUUUUGCUUAUGAACUCCAAUUUGGGGAUAUCCGGGCAUAUGCCAAUCUGUUACCCCUUAAUAUGACUUAUUUUGAUAUUAUUCUGGGCAUGGACUGGUUGAGCGAAUAUUGUGCGACUAUUGACUGUUUGACUAAGCAACUCAGUUUCCACCCUCCAGGAUAUUCAGAAUUUACCUUUCAGGGACAUGGAGUGACUUCUCCACCUUAUUUGAUUUCUGCAAUGAAGGCCCGUAAAUUAAUUUAG